This is a messenger RNA of Trichoplusia ni (cabbage looper), 411 nucleotides long. Its product is annotated as UPF0329 protein ECU05_1680/ECU11_0050-like. Lineage: Eukaryota; Metazoa; Arthropoda; Insecta; Lepidoptera; Noctuidae. The transcript is spliced from 2 exons. Bases 1 to 411 code for a protein of 136 amino acids. The record is from RefSeq and is a predicted model, not a curated record.
AUGAUCGAUCUUAAUUUCAGAGAAGAAAAAGCCGAAACAGCAGACAGUGAUGAAAAAAAGAAAGUGAUUAAGAAGAGAGCUAAGAAAGACGAUUCAGAAUCUGCCAGCGCUGAAGAAGAGGAAACAAAAGUAGUUACAACAGAGAAACCACCUAAAAAGGAAGAAAAGAAACACGAGAAAUCAGUUGAGAAGACAGAAAAACACAAGAAAAAGUCGAAACCUAAGAAACACAAAGAACAUAAAGAAGAAAAAGAGGAGAAAGUAGAAAGUAGUAGUAAGAAAGUAUCGAAAGAGACAAAAGAGGAGAAAGCAUCCUCAGAAGAGAUACAAGUGAGAGGGCAGUUGAAGCCCGAACAGGCUUCGUAUGAGUCAAGUCGGGAUGACAAUGUUAAUGAUCCAGACAACGAAUAG